AUGUACACCAUUAUCUCUACCGCGCUUUUCCUGCUCUUUGUACCUGCCAAGGUUAUUGCCGGCUGUCCUCCAGCACCACAGCCAGAACCCAUCACGGUAGUUGAGCUGCCAUUACCUCCAGUCGCGCCGUCAGAUGCACAGGGCUCGUGCGUUAACCCAACAGGGUGUAUUGGCCAGACAGAUGAAUUGCGCAAUGGGAACUUCCUGCCAGACAACAACCAUAUAGUUGCAACGGUCAACUUUACAGGAGCACCAGCAGGGGGCAUCUACAGUGGAUUGCAAUUGAUCGUCUUACGAACCAAUGGAACCGCCUUUCCCAAUGGAGACGCAUGGAAAUGUAUCACCUGUGGCGUUCCAGAAUCGCAAAAAAUGGGGAUAACCGAGAUGCUUGAAUACCCGCAAGCAUUCAAGGAUGGCCGCCGGGUUCUUGUUGGCUCCAAUAUCGUUGACGGCGGUGCCCUGCUUUCAAGUGAUGAAUGCACACCAAAUAGCACCUGGAUUUACCCAAUUCGCUGGAACAUUGCCGCUGAUGGCUCUGGCGAAGGUGGUGUCAUCCGUGAGCUACGAAUUCAUCCUGACAACGUUCAUCUGGGGUUCAAUGCAUAUACGACUAAUAGUGCUUCCAUUGAUGAAUUUGCUUACUUUUCCCGCUUGUCGUUUAAUCCAAAACCAACAGCAGGUCUUCCCCUUGUCCCGAGAUAUGACUUGCACAAUGUUACCCGUCUAUUCAACCCUGAUGCUCCACCUCAGAUAAUCGUAUCUGGGACUACCCUGACCAUCAACUACUCUGCCAUAAACGUGGGUGAGUUCCGAGGAUUCAGCGGCCUCGGCCGAGAGAUGUUCUAUGUUGGCCCUGUAUGGGAAUCUGGCAACAUUGAUCUCUUCGCAGUCGAUCAGAUUACUGGUGUUGUUCGCCGCGUGACUGAGAACCCGGGGUACGCUGAUCCUAUCGACUCAAGCCACGACGACAAGUGGAUUGUCAUUCUGGAUACCCGAAGUACACAUCGAACUAUGUUCAUGGACGGGAUGCGCCAUGUUCCUCCACUUACAGAUCUCGUCAGUGUUCCAGCCUCAUCCUCAAUCCGCAACAACGGUGCUCGCCGCUUCUUCGAGCCUUGGAUACUCAACUACGGCGGUGACUGCGGCAACUACUUUGGCCAACAGGUCAAUGGACAAGGGGACGGGAGCCCAGGAAGUAUCAACGACCCACAAUGGAAUGCUCAGGCAGAUCCCAGGUGGUCCUGGGACGGCACGAAGAUCGCAUACUAUCAAGCCUUAACCGUUUCUCCUGCUUGUGGAGGUGCCAACCCGCUACCUUGCCCCGUCUCAACCGCGCAAGGCGGUCGUACAUACCGAAUUAUGCUGGCAACACUCACCAGCCGGACCCCACAGAAGAUGCGACUUAUUGAGCCUGUAUCUGACGUCGUGCCUUGGGGGGUUCCCUACGUGGCAGGCACUGCAGACCCGAGCCGUCCCUCUCCUAAGCAGGGCAACUACACACUCAUUGGCAAGCUAUCUGGAUUUGCAGCGGUCUCGCUGAUCAACAGGAGCAGCGGAGAUGGCCUUGCAACGGUGGGUGUGACCUACCACAACUUCUCAGAUGAUGGAUUUCAUUACCUUUCUGGUAAUGAGCAGGUUACAUCAACAGCCAUCUCACAGACUUUAUCGCGCUUUGACUGGGAGUCUAACCUUACCUCCACUGGUGCCACAUAUAGCACCAAGGUCACUUCUCCGGGAGGGUUUCAUCUAUCACUUGACGUUCUGGAGAAUGAAUUCGAUGCGAAUGGCACGCUGACCACCACUGUGAAUGGGGAUAUUUACUUUCAACCUCUGAACUAUACCUAG
This is a messenger RNA of Aspergillus udagawae, 1845 nucleotides long. RefSeq lists its product as uncharacterized. The record is from RefSeq and is a predicted model, not a curated record. Lineage: Eukaryota; Fungi; Ascomycota; Eurotiomycetes; Eurotiales; Aspergillaceae. The transcript has a single exon. Bases 1 to 1845 code for a protein of 614 amino acids.